Arabidopsis lyrata subsp. lyrata is the source of this 1869-nucleotide messenger RNA. Its product is annotated as methyltransferase-like protein 16. The record is from RefSeq and is a predicted model, not a curated record. Gene Ontology annotation, molecular function: 23S rRNA (adenine(1618)-N(6))-methyltransferase activity. Bases 143 to 1576 code for a protein of 477 amino acids. Gene Ontology annotation, biological process: rRNA base methylation. The transcript is spliced from 8 exons. Lineage: Eukaryota; Viridiplantae; Streptophyta; Magnoliopsida; Brassicales; Brassicaceae. Gene Ontology annotation, cellular component: nucleus.
GGCGUCGUUUUGUUGGGAACGCAUAUAAUUUCCGGCGAACUUCUCAAAGCCGCUAACUCAGCCAGAGGCUUUAAACGCAUUGACUCCAAUUCACCGCCGUUGUCUUCUCUCUCACCAACUUCACCGGCGGCUUAGGGUUUCGAUGCGUAACGGGAAGAAGAGAGGUCGCUCAGAACCUGGAUCCACAAAGAAACCCCGAAACAAAUACUCCGAUAACCCACCCGAUUUUGCCUCGUUAGCGUCUCUUUACCCUUCUUUCAAGCCCUUUGUUUUCUUCUCCGGUGGCCGAGCUCGCAUCGACUGGACCGAUUACAACGCAACCCGAGAGCUCACUCGUAUCCUCCUUCUACACGACCACGGCGUCAACUGGUGGAUUCCUGAUGGACAGCUUUGCCCAACUGUUCCUAAUAGAUCGAAUUACAUUCAUUGGAUUAAUGAUCUUUUGUCCUCUGAGGUCAUUCAAAGUUUGGGUGGUGAAGUAAAGGGCUUUGACAUUGGUACUGGGGCCAAUUGCAUUUAUCCUCUCCUUGGUGCAUCUCUUUUUGGUUGGAGUUUUGUUGGCUCAGAUUUUACUGCUGUUGCUCUAGAAUGGGCAGAGAAGAAUGUCAAAAGUAAUCCCCAUAUUUCAGACCUUAUCGAGAUCAGAGACUCUAAAGUUCUUCCACAGAGUUCCUCUGUUCCCGAGAGUGAGUUAACCAUACACGAGGAAGCCGAAAUUUCCGCCACGGUUCAGUCUAUUAAUCUUGUAGAUGACAACCAGACCUAUACUGAACCAGCUGUAUUACUCGGUGUUGUCAAGGAAAAUGAAACGUUCGACUUCUGUAUGUCCAAUCCUCCAUUUUUUGAGACCUUCGAAGAAUCAGGACUUAAUCCUAAAACUUCAUGUGGUGGAACUCCUGAGGAGAUGGUUUGCAAUGGUGGGGAGCAAGCUUUCGUGUCUUGUAUUAUCGAAGAUAGCACUGUACUGAGGCAAAGAUUCAGGUGGUACACUUCAAUGCUUGGGAAGAAGGCUAACCUCAAACUCUUGAUAUCUAAGCUUUGGCAAGUGGGUGUAACCAUUGUGAAGACCACUGAAUUUGUCCAAGGUCAAACAUCCCGGUGGGGCCUCGCCUGGUCCUUCAUGCCCACAGCUAGGAAGAUUAUAGCACCUCCUGUAGUCAAAAAGAGUGUUCUUUCUUUUAUGCUUGAGGGCAUUAAACGGCAGUACAGUGCCGUAGAUGUGCUUCAAUCAGUUGAAGAAUUCUUCAAGAGCUGUGGCGCCUCGUGCAAAUUAAACUCUUCUACAUUUUCUGUUGACAUUGUUGCAUCUGAUGACCAGUGCAACUCAAUCUCAAAGAAUGGGAUUACAGAUGUAGAUAGUGUAAGAAGCUACGGAUAUGACAAACAGUCACUGGAUGGAUCCAGUUUGCAAGUCCCUGAAGAUAACCUAUCUUUCCGCAUCUUGGUGUUCCAACAGAUGCCAGGAACGUUGCUUAUAAAAGGAUCAUUGCAGCAGAAAGAUAGUCCCCUCUCAGGGUUGUUCUCAGUGGUCUUCGGUUGUUUGGAAGAAAGUUUGAAGUCUAAAUUUUGCCGGUAACCAGUCCCAGGGUACUGUUCUGACUUCUAGAAUGACAUCUGCCAAAAACUAAAUGAAAAUGAAUAUGAAUCUUCAAAUUUCAGACACAUAACAUGUUCUUACACAUAAAACACAAGCCGUGUUUUGAUUCCUAAAUAAACUGAGACAAUUCCUCCCAACAGAGGCAAACAAAAUUUUAUCAGCUAAUUUUGUUGUGGAUGAAAAGUGUUGCAUAGCAGACCACUCGUGUUUCUCAACUGCAAAUAUUAACUAGAAUCAAGACUUUGAAAAGACUUACCUUGCGGGUAAAGAUA